AUGAACCUGAUUAAUGGCAAUCGGCCGUGGACCGCCUGUGCGUAUACCGUGGCAACACUGCUUUCGAGCAAGUCGAUAAUUCGUUCCCGACCUGCCACGAUUGCUGCGCGACUCGAGGAGGAAGGUGGAAUCCCCACCGAUCAAGCUCUCAAUCUUGACCCUCAACACCGAAACAGGACGUGGCAAGCAGCCACGGACUACAUGGACGAUCCUUUCUUCAAGAAGAUCGUGACCACCGUUGAUGAUUUCGAUCGAUACACCCUUAGCGCUGAUGGCGCUCUGUGGCAGAAUGACGAAAUUUACGGCGACCGACUGUGCAUCGCAGCCGGCACCGUGGACGGACGAAAAGUCCGAGAACUCGUGUUGGAACGCGUACACGAGAUGACAGUACACACUGGUAGCCGAAAGAUGCUUCCAGAGAUCCAAUUCCUUCUCCUCGUACUACUCGCAUGA
Microbotryum saponariae is the source of this 453-nucleotide messenger RNA. The record is from the annotation of a GenBank genome assembly. NCBI's taxonomy places the organism in Eukaryota, Fungi, Basidiomycota, Microbotryomycetes, Microbotryales, Microbotryaceae.